AUGACCCAGAGCGGGGCGAUCGCAUCGCGCGCCGCCGCCGUCGGCGCGAACGCGGGGCGAGAUCGAUCCGAUCGCGCGGGGAGGCGCGCCGCGCACACGACGCGGGCGCUGCGACCCGACCGGGCCGAUCCCCUCCGGUCUCGCCACGCACCGGGCGGAGGAGGAAAAUGCGCGCGACGCGACGACGCCGCGACGCUCGGCGCUUUCCCGCCCGUCGCGCCGCUCGGCUUGCGCGCGCGCGGCGGCAGCGCGCCGACGCCCGCGCGGCGUCCCACGACGAGCGACAGGCGCGGCGACACGGUGGUGGUGCUCUUCGGCGUCGAUCCCGCGCCCGCCAAUCAAUCCAGCGGCCUCGACGCCGACGUCGGCUUCGGACGGCUCGCCACCGAGGAGGAGGCUGACGCGUCCGCCGCGGAGCGCCUCAAGCGGCUCCAGACCCUCGUGCUGCGCAAGAGGCUGUACUUCGAGGUCCUCGCCGCCGCGGAGACCACGGAGAGAGACCCGCCGGAGCGAUCCAAGGAGCUCCUCUCCAAGCUCGAAUCCCCGGAGGAACUCGGCGAGCUCAUCGACGAUUACGAAAACCGGUGCGAUCGCAUAGCCGACAUCGACGCGCAGGUCAACCGACUGAGGUCCCUGUGCGUCGCUCUCAUAGAAGAGAACGACGAGGGCCUCGCGCUGGCGUUCGAGGGAUCAAAAGUGGACGACGUCGUUACGUCCAUCGGCGCCAAAGUCGAUGCCGCAGUGACCGAUCUGUCCAAGCACGCGGCGGCGAUCCUCUCGUCGCUCCCGUACAAGUCCCUGGACGACGCCAAGGCGGCCGUCGGGGACGCCAAGGCGCGCCUCGACGCCGCGCUCGAGGAGGAGGGCGGGAACACCGCGCUCAGGCCGGUCGUCAAGACGCUCGACAGGGCGGCGACUAAGGUCAAGGGCGCGCGAGGUCUCGUGAAGACUGGGGUGAGCAAGCUCCGUGAGAAGCCGCUGAGCGCGGCGGCGUCUGCGGCGGACUACACCAAGGGCGUCUGGCAGCGGCUCAACGGUAAGAUGGACGGGAGCGCCCGAGGCUUGGACCCGGCGCUGGCGGGUCUGCCGGAGUGCAGCUCAAAGGCGGAUGAGAGGUCCCUCGCCGUCCUCAAACUUUCGCUCGAAGUUCAGGACAGGGAUAAGCAACUCGCGGACGCGUCGAAGGCCAGGGACCAGGUCGUCAAGAACUCCAGCAGAGAUGCGCUGUCGCGCGUGCGCCUGGCGCGGGAUAUCCGCGAGAGCGACGACAAGGUGAGCGACGUUCGAAGGAUAUUCGCGGUGCGAACGCUGCAGGUGGAGAUGGAGCGAAUCUUAUCUCAGCUCGAGGAGGAGGCUGCGGACGCGCCCUCGUUCGCGUUCAGAGCCGACGAGCUCGAGCUGCUCGUCGCGGAGUUUGGCGUGAUGGACGCCUCGCUUCGUAAGCUCGUCAGCGCCGUGGACCGCGGCGCGUCGGAGCUGAUAUCCGACGAGGAUCUCACCGAGUUGGCCACCGACAUUCCGGACCUGAAGGCCCGACUCGGCAUCGCCGACGACGGCCUCGCGAGCAUGAGCCUGGAGCUCAUGAGCGAGCGCGCGAAGAACACCGUGGACGAGUCGUGGGGUAAGCUCACCGAGGGAGCCGAGUUCAUGGCGCGCGGCGUGAAGAUGCUCGGCGGCGACAUCGUGUCGUCUGGCAGGUUUUUCGGGAGAGCCGUGAUGGGCAGCACGCUUCGCCCGCGCGAGGUGCAGACGAUUCGGCGAACGACGCUGGACAUCUUCACGUUCGUGCCGUUCAUCAUCAUCCUCAUCAUCCCGCUCACCCCCGUCGGUCACGUGCUGAUCUUCUCGUUCAUCCAGCGGUACUUUCCCGCGCUGUUUCCGUCUCAGUUUAGCUCGCGUCGGCAGGAGCUGAUGAAGAAAUACGAGGAGCUCUCGCUGCAGCUGAAGCAGGCUGAGCAGAACCAGGAGCUCAAGCAGGAGAGCGAGGCGAUCACGCGCGCGCAGGCGGCGGUGGAGUCGCUGAUGAUGGGCGGCGCGAGCGAGGCGGAGUUGAUGGCCGCGAUGGGGGGCACGGGGAGCAGGGGGGCCAGCUUUUUCGGGCUGAAGGGUUUGGAGCGGAUGCCCGACUCGAAGAAGGAGGCUGCGAAGGCGGCGGCGAUCAAAGACGUGGCGGUGGGAGACGCGGACGAGGACCCGACGAUUCGGGAGCUCCGCGAGGCUGCCACUCGGGCGGCCGAAUCGCUAGACUCGCACGACGACGACGACGAAAAGGGCGGCGGGUUCGCCCACUGA
Micromonas commoda is the source of this 2292-nucleotide messenger RNA. RefSeq lists its product with no specific name. Gene Ontology annotation, molecular function: ribosome binding. The transcript has a single exon. The coding region runs from base 1 to 2292 and encodes 763 amino acids. NCBI's taxonomy places the organism in Eukaryota, Viridiplantae, Chlorophyta, Mamiellophyceae, Mamiellales, Mamiellaceae. The record is from RefSeq and is a predicted model, not a curated record.